CCCCAGACACGGAGGAUACCGAUCAUGGGGCCGCGAAUCCUCCUCCUGCUGCUCUCGGUGGGCCUGGUCCUGACCGAGACCUGGGCCGGCUCCCACUCCCUGAGCUAUUUCGGCACCUGCGUGUCCCGGCCCGGCCUCGGGGAGCCCCGCUUCAUCGCCGUCGGCUACGUGGACGACACGCAGUUCGCGCGGUUCGACAGCGACGCCCCGAAUCCGAGAAUGGAGCCGCGCGCGCCGUGGAUGGAGCAGGAGGGGCCGGAAUACUGGGAAGAGAUGACACGAGAAGCCAAGGAAGGUCAACAGAGAUUGCGAUCAGGCUUGAACACCAUGCCCGGCCACUACAACCAGAGCGAGGCUGGGUCUCACACCCUCCAGUGGGUGUUUGGCUGCUACGUGGGACCAGACGGGCGCCUUCUCCGCGGGUUCUGGCAGACCGCCUACGACGGUGCGGAUUCGUUCAUCCUGAACGAAGACCGGCACUCGUGGACCGCGGGGGACACAGUGGCUCCUAUCAUCAAGCGCCAGUGGGAAAUCUCCUGUGAGGUAGAGGUCCCACGGAACUACCUGGAGGUCAAGUGCAUGCAAUGGCUCCUCAGACACCUGGAGACUGGAAAGGACACGCUGCUGCGCGCAGACCCUCCAGAGACACAUGUGGCCCAUCACCGCAUCUCUGAUCAUGAGGUCACCCUGAGGUGCUGGGCCCUGGGCUUCUACCCUAAGGAGAUCACACUGACCUGGCAGCUUGACGGGGAGGACCAGAUUCAGGACAUGGAGGUUGUGGAGACCAGGCCUUCAGGGGAUGGAACCUUCCAGAAGUGGGCGGCCCUGGUGGUGCCUUCUGGAGAGGAGCAGAGAUACACGUGCCGUGUGCAGCAUGAGGGACUACAGGAGCCCCUCACCCUGAGAUGGGAACCUCCUCAGCCCUCCAUCCCCAUCAUGGUCAUCAUUGUUGGCCUGGUUCUCCUCAUGGUGGCUGUGGUGACUGGAGCUGUGAUUUGGAGGAAGAAGCACUCAGGUGAAAAACGAGGGGGCUACACCCCGACUGCAAGCAGUGACAGUGCCCAGGGCUCUGAUGUGUCUCUCACGGUUCCUAAAGUCAGGUUCUGCUGCAGAAAGUGCUCCUGUCCCCUGUCUCGGCUGUGGGAGGUGCCCCUUAGAACACGCGUGCCACAGAUGCUUUACCUGGGUGGGGCUAAGGUUGUCCUGACCAAGGAGAGCACUGCUCACCUGUGUGCCCUCAGACCAGAAGUCCGGAAGGACUGGGUCCGAUGGAGAAGCCUCACCUCCCGUCUGCCCUGUGGAAAUCAGUCUGAGCUGAUGGAGGGAGAUGCUGCUGCUUGA
This is a messenger RNA of Budorcas taxicolor (takin), 1341 nucleotides long. Its product is annotated as BOLA class I histocompatibility antigen, alpha chain BL3-7-like. Gene Ontology annotation, cellular component: external side of plasma membrane. Gene Ontology annotation, biological process: immune response; antigen processing and presentation of endogenous peptide antigen via MHC class I via ER pathway, TAP-independent; antigen processing and presentation of endogenous peptide antigen via MHC class Ib. Lineage: Eukaryota; Metazoa; Chordata; Mammalia; Artiodactyla; Bovidae. The record is from RefSeq and is a predicted model, not a curated record. Gene Ontology annotation, molecular function: signaling receptor binding; peptide antigen binding.